This is a messenger RNA of Lolium rigidum, 1344 nucleotides long. RefSeq names its product alkaline ceramidase. The transcript is spliced from 3 exons. Bases 159 to 944 code for a protein of 261 amino acids. Gene Ontology annotation, biological process: autophagy; defense response to other organism; ceramide metabolic process. Gene Ontology annotation, cellular component: membrane. Gene Ontology annotation, molecular function: hydrolase activity, acting on carbon-nitrogen (but not peptide) bonds, in linear amides. The record is from RefSeq and is a predicted model, not a curated record. NCBI's taxonomy places the organism in Eukaryota, Viridiplantae, Streptophyta, Magnoliopsida, Poales, Poaceae.
AAGAAGCUCGCCGUCCUCCAUGCCCUAGCACGCAAGGCACAGGCUUCCCACCCAGCGGAGCCAGCGCGCCCCCCCCGCCCCAAGGUGUUUGGCUCGGUGCCCUCCGACUCCAAAUUGUUCCACAGCCUGCUGAAAGCAUCACAAACCAGGCGCCAAGCAUGGACGAAUCGAUGGCGGAUUCCAUGGUAGCGAGCUUCUGGGGGCCUGUGACGUCAACCAUGGAGCUGUGCGAGGAGAACUACGCCCGCUCGUCGUAUAUCGCAGAGUUCUACAAUACUCUGUCCAAUGCUCCGUGCAUUCUCCUGGCGCUCAUUGGACUCGUCAAUGCCCUCCGCCAACGCUUUGAGAAGCGCUUCAGUGUUCUGCACAUAUCCAAUAUGAUACUGUCUAUUGGGAGCAUCAUCUUCCACGCCACCUUGCAGCAUGUCCUACAGCAGAGUGAUGAGACACCAAUGGUGUGGGAGAUCCUCCUAUAUCUGUAUGUCCUUUAUUCACCAGAUUGGCAUUACAGGAGCACGAUGCCUACUUUCCUUGUCCUAUAUGGUGCUGCAUUUGCUGUAGUUCACUUCUUUGUGCGAUUCCAAGUAGUAUUCAAGUUGCAUUACAUUGGUCUGUGCCUUCUCUGCAUCCCACGGAUGUACAAGUACUACAUACAGACGAAAGACUUGGCUGCCAAGCGGCUCGCGAAGCUGUAUGUUCUUACCAUCUUCCUGGCGACUGUUUGCUGGCUAGUUGAUCGCAUCUUCUGCAAGAAGCUUUCGCACUGGUACAUCAACCCGCAGGGACACGCAUGGUGGCAUGUGCUUAUGGGAUUUAACUCUUAUUUCGCAAACACAUUCUUGAUGUUUUGCCGAGCUCAGCAGCGUGGGUGGGAGCCACGCAUUAUCCACCUCUUUGGGCUAUUGCCUUAUGUCAAGAUCCAGAAAUCCAGAAAGAGGGAGUAAGCUCUCAGUUUAUCAGUGGUGUUCUUCAGGACCUGAAAUCAAAUGUCCCCCAUGCGCUCAAAAAAACAAGCGGUGGCAUUUUUGUAUAUGGGCUUCCAAGUGAUUACGGACUACAAGUGUCUUGAUGUCUCACUGGAUUUUGGUAACUUUUAACUGACAGCCUGUUUUGUACCAUACAUGAUUUCAAUCAGAGAUUAGUUGGAGUGUUCAUCUCUUUUGAUCUGGGUCCACUGAAGUUUGUCUUUCAAAACUAGUAGGGCUUUUUAUUUAUUCUUUUGAUUUGACUUGAAUGGGGUUGAAUUGUAUUAGUUAACUUACUGGCUGGAGUCGUCAUAGAUUCAUGUUCCUCGUAACUAUUAAUUCUUUGUUAUUCAUGGUACUUCUGAACUUCAACGUUGAA